AUGGAUGCAGAGAGGGAAGCCCUACAGAGCACCUCCUACCCCGUAGUACAGACCUUCUGCCAGAAGCACGGCCUCAUGUCCGAGGUAAUUGCCCGACUGUGGUGUAUUCGGAACACUGAGGCCACCAACCACAUGACCACAGAACUCUGCUUGGAGGAGCUUGGCUGGUGUCAGAAAACAUCCAUAGGGCCAGCUUUUGUUGCCCUCGUAGGUGACCAGUACGGCCCCCGUCCCGUCCUCUCGCUGAUCGAGGAAAAGGAAUGGGAGGCGCUGAAAGCUCAGCUGAGAGCCAGGCCACGUGACCUGGAGCUGGUGGCACGACGCUUCCGGACAGAUGAGAACGCCGUGCCCCCCACCUACCUGCUGCAGACCCUGGGCAGCGGGGAGGCCCGUGGGCCCAAGGAGGCCACCCUGACCUCUGCACUGCGCUCUGGAGCCCAGGAGGCCCGCAGGCUGGGCCUCAUCACCCAGGAGAAGUGGCACUGCUACCACCGGCCAGUCAUCGAGGGGGAAAUAGAACGGGGCCUGCUGAGCUCAACAGACUGGGACCAGGGGGCGACCGUCUUCCUGAGAGAUAUCCAAGACCUCAACAAACACAUCCUGGAGAUCUGCGCCCUCAAGAUGGUGGAACAGCUUGCAGCCUGUUGCCUGAACAAAGAUGCCCAGAACCUUCUCAGCAACCUCAAGGAGAGCAUCACUGACACACAGCCCGGAGUUCUCAAGGCCCACCACCUGGCAUGGAGCCGAGACCUGGUGGAACCCCCAAACAAGGCUCAUGGACGGUACCCAAAGGAGCUGGGAGAGCAGUCUGUGGCCAGGACUAACCAUCAGGUCCUCGAGUGCCUCCAGAAACUGGAGGCAGGCAGGCGGGAGUUGGCAUGGCUCUAUCAGGAGAUCUGCCACCAGCGGCUCAGUGCCGAGGCCCCACGGACCUUCUGUGGCCGCCAGGAGCUCCUAACCCAGCUGGGGCAGCAGCUCCAGCAGAGCGACGGCCACCCCCACCCACCCCUGGUGCUUUUUGGACCCCCGGGCAUCGGAAAGACUGCUCUGAUGUGCAAGUUGGCUGAGCAAAUGCCAGGGCUGCUUGGCCACAAGACAGUGACCGUUCUGCGGCUCCUGGGGACGUUACAGAUGAGCUCCGACGCCCGAGGCCUGCUCCAGAGCAUCUGCUUCCAGGUGCGCCUGGCCUACGGGCUACCCCUGCCCCCUGCCCAGGUCUUGGAGGCCCAUACCAGGGUGGUCCAGCUUUUCCACACCCUCCUCCACACCGUCUCCUGCCGAAACAUUGAGUCCCUCGUGAUCCUGCUGGAUUUGGUGGAUGAGGUGGACGCUGUCCACCAUGCUCAGAGGGUCCCCUGGCCGCCUCCCAAGUGCCCCCCAAGGGUCCACCUCAUCCUCUCGGUCUGCUCAGGACAGCGGGGGGUUUUCGACACGAUGCGGCAGCUGCUCACGGACCCAGGUGCUUACUGGGAGGUGAAACCCCUCUCUGGAAACCAAGGGCAAGAGAUGGUUCAGCUCCUGCUGGCCGCCUCGAGGAGGACGCUGAGCCUGAUGCAGAAGGACCUGCUCUGGACCAGCCUCCCGGAGUGUGGGCACCCGGGGCGGCUGAGGCUGGCCUUCGAGGAGGCCCGGAAAUGGGCCUCCUUCACCGUGCUGGCCCCUCUGGCCUCCACCGCUAAGGAAGUGAUGUACCAGCUGUGUGCCCCCCUGGAGCAGACACAUGGGCAGCUCCUGGUGGCCCAAGUGCUGGGCUACAUUGUGUCUUCCUGGUUCCCCGUGGGAGAGGUGAGGUGUGUGAAGGUGUUUGUCAAAGGAUCGCUUGCCAUCUCUAUCUCGAAGGAUCACACCGUCUUGUGGAACUUACUCUCUGGCCAGGAGAAAUUCACCAUUUGGGGUGGAGGCUUAAAAGAUCCCACUGAACCUCAGAUCUCGAGCCUUCAUGUGGAUGAAGCAAAGAAGUUUGUGUAUUCAGCAUCUAGCUCAAAAGUCAGUGCUUGGAAUCUGGAAACUGAAGAGCUGAUUUUCCGUAUCCUGGGGGAUGCCUCUGACCCCUGUGUGGCUUCCAUGGUCACGCUGCUGACAGUGUCGCAGGGUUGCGUGGUCAGUCUGCGGAGUUCAGCCACAGGAACACUGCAAAGGAAGCAACAUUUGUCCAGCAUCAAAGAAGAAACAAUUACCUGUGGGGUCUCAGUCCAGAAACAAAGAAAGAUGGUGACUGGGUCCAGCAAGAGCUCCAUCUCUUUGGUAAGCAACUUGACUGAAUAG
Kogia breviceps (pygmy sperm whale) is the source of this 2265-nucleotide messenger RNA. RefSeq names its product NACHT and WD repeat domain containing 1 (gene NWD1). NCBI's taxonomy places the organism in Eukaryota, Metazoa, Chordata, Mammalia, Artiodactyla, Physeteridae. The record is from RefSeq and is a predicted model, not a curated record. Gene Ontology annotation, molecular function: protein binding.